AUGUAUUUACGAGAUACCUGUUACGUGCAAGUUAAACCAGAAACAAUCGUUUCCAGUGUGUGGAGGCUUGAAUUUAUUCAACUUCAACAGUUACAGGGAGGCCAGGUAUCGGCGGUUGGUUUUAAGACAGAAGAAGUUCGACAGUUCUAUUCAGGAAAGUCUACUCGUUUUGGAUUUGAUGUAGUUCUAUUCGAUUCAUCUCGAACAUAUCCUAGAGCUUCAUUAGCUCGCCUAAUUAACCAUUCAAGUCAACAAGUACAACAUCAACCUCGUGUUGGUCAGUCAGCUAAUUUCAUUGAGUCUAUUAUAAACAAUUUGGAAAACGUUUCUUCCAAUAACAAUGUAAGAAAAAAUGAUUUAAUAGUCUGUAUCAUUGACGAAAUUGGUAAAAUGGAGCUAUGCUCAUCAAAGUUCACUUAUCUAAUUGAAAAGUUGAUUUCAUCAAUUUCAAAUUUACCUACAAAUAGUCAACGUGAUAUAAAACAUCCUACAGUUGUUCUUUUGGCUACUGUACCAUCACCGAAAAGACAAGAUGGUACACGUGGUAUUCCGUUGGUCGAUCAUAUCUGUUCAAUGAAGGGGGCUUCAAUAAUAGAGAUUGAUCUAUCAAAUCGUAAUGAGAUAAUUCAAGAAAUAAUGAAAAGAAUAUUAAAAUGUAAAUCUUCAUAG
Schistosoma curassoni is the source of this 669-nucleotide messenger RNA. Lineage: Eukaryota; Metazoa; Platyhelminthes; Trematoda; Strigeidida; Schistosomatidae. The record is from the annotation of a GenBank genome assembly.